AUGAACCUUCAAGGAAACUUCCUAUCGUAUCUCGAUGAAGCUAUAUUUUCAAACAAUGCAAAACUUACAACUCUAUCAUUAGCAAAUAACAAAUUGACCAGAUUCAACCAAAGUACAUUCCAACCAAUCAAACCCUUUCUUUCUUCUAUCGAUCUUUCAAACAACCCAAUCAAUUGCAACUGUGAUUUAAAGGGGCUUCUUGAUUGGCUAAGUGGCUCUUUACAGCUGCUUAAUGAAGAUGAGACUAUCUGCUCGUUAGCAUCUUUGGAUCCCGUUGGGGAAAAACCUUUGCUUGAUUUUGAUCCCAACGAACUAUGUGGGCUCAACAUUGUUUUUAUCUGUGUGCUUUCACUCGCCGCCAUUUGCUUCAUGGUCAUUGUCGGCUUCGUUUAUCAUAAUCGAUGGCAGUUAAGGUUCAAACUCUAUCUCUUGAAACUGGCGGUCCUCGGGUACAACGAGCUACGGGACGCUCGAGACCACAACGACUACGAGUUUGACUUGAACAUCAUCUUUUACGACGACGAUGAACAUUGGAUUCGCGAACAGCUCCAGCCGGCUUUUGAAGAACGGCUCCCGCAGUUCGAGAGGAACGUGUUUGGUGAUGACGACCUUGUUAUAGGAAUGCACUACUUGGAUUCGGUUGACUACGUGGUUAGCAGGAGUUACAAGACUGUCAUAGUGCUCAGCAGAGCUGCCGUUCGCGAUCGCUGGUUCAUGCUCAAGCUCCGAAUCGCAAUGGACCACGUGAGUGACACACAGACCGAAUUCGUUGUGGUGGUCUUCCUCGAAGACAUCCCAGAUGAUGAGAUACCUUUCCUGGCGAGGUUGUAUCUCAGUGAUGGCAGACCUUUUCUUCACUGGCCAAAUGACGAAAGAGGACUAGAAUAUUUCUGGAAUGAAUUAGUGAAAAGUUUGACCAUUAAUCUAAGGACCAACGAUUUGAUUCCGAAUGAGUAGAACGUUUGUGCACGUAAUAAUUGUUUC
Molecule: messenger RNA, 984 nt
Organism: Strongylocentrotus purpuratus (purple sea urchin)
Lineage: Eukaryota; Metazoa; Echinodermata; Echinoidea; Camarodonta; Strongylocentrotidae
Product: toll-like receptor 4
Exons: 1
Coding region: 1-957 (318 amino acids)
Biological process (GO): signal transduction
Molecular function (GO): protein binding
Source: RefSeq, a predicted model, not a curated record